CUGGAGCGGAACCUCCUGAACUUUCUUCAUGGUCGUCAGCCGAGGAGAAUGAAGGAGCAGAAUCGGAUUUUGUAUUUUCUGCCCCAAAUUCACAAGACCGUCCUGAGACCCCUCGUGGACCAGUUGUUAAAGCCCUGUCGGAAGCUGAACCAGAUUUCCCAAGUGGAUCCGUAUCCUUUGCCUAGGAUGGACCAUUUAAUAGAAAGACUGGGAGCAGCAAAAUACAUCACUACACUGGAUUUAACUAAGGGAUAUUGGCAAGUGCCUCUAGAUGGGGACGCUGCUGUGAAAUCUGCUUUUGUCACGCAUAUGGGCUUGUUCCAGUUCAAGGUUCUCCCAUUCGGACUUCGAAAUGCCCCAGCCACGUUCAUGAGGCUUAUUAAUUCUGUGAUUAAUGGCCUAGGUGAAUUUUCUUGUGCGUAUCUGGACGAUCUGGCCAUCUUUAGCCCUGACUGGAAGUCGCAUUUGAACCAUUUGAGAAUUGUUUUACAGCGACUGCAGGCCGCUGGACUAACCAUCAAAGCGCAGAAAUGUCAAUUUGGUCUGGGAGAAGUUGUGUAUUUGGGACACAGGGUGGGGCAGGAUUGUGUCAAACCCCUAGAGGCUAAGAUCGAAGCUAUUCAAAAUUGGCCUGUCCCUAAGACCAAGAAACAGGUUCAAUCUUUCUUGGGGUUAGCCGGCUAUUACAGAAAAUUUGCUCCACAUUUUAGUAGUAUCCUGCCCAAAUCCACAUGUGUUGAGAGUUGCUAUCCUGGACACAGCAGGAUUGUGAGACAGGGAGAACAAAUUUGUUGUUAUGAUUGUUUUCGGUGCUCUGAAGGACUAAUUUCAGACCUGACAGAUGCAGAUCGCUGCAAAAAGUGUCCUGAGGAUCAUCAUCCAAACAAGAACCAAGACAGCUGCAUCCCUAAACUCAUGGUCUAUCUAUCAUAUGGAGACCCCUUGGGAAUUAUUCUAGCUUUGUUUGCUCUUUUUAUUUCUCUGAUUACUGUUGUGGUGAUAUGGAUCUUCAUUCAGCAUCAGAAUACUCCCAUUGUCAAGGCCAACAACUGGAACAUUACAUGCACCCUCCUCACUUCCCUAUUGCUUUGCUUUCUGUGCUCCUUCUUAUUCAUUGGACAGCCUGGGAAGGUGACCUGCCUUCUUCGGCAAACUGUGUUUGGAAUAAUCUUCUCCCUCUCAAUUUCUUGUGUGUUGGCUAAAACCAUCACUGUGGUUCUGGCCUUCAUGACCACCAAGCCAGGAAAUAGGAUGAGGAAAUGGGUAGGGAAGAGGUUGGCAGUGUCAGUUAUCAUCCUCUGUACUCUUAUUCAAACUAGCAUCUGUGUUAUAUGGUUGGCAUCCUCUCCUCCCUUCCCAGAGUUUGACAUGCACUCCAAGACUGGCCUAAUCAUUGUGCAAUGCAAUGAAGGAUCAGGCCUCAUGUUUUAUACCAUCCUGGGCUACAUGGGGCUUUUGGCCAUCAUCAGCCUCAUGGUGGCUUUCUUUGCUAGGAAAUUGCCUGAUACCUUUAAUGAAGCAAAACUCAUAACUUUCAGCAUGUUGAUUUUCUGUAGUGUUUGGUUAUCCUUUCUCCCAACCUACCUGAGCACCAAGGGGAAAUAUAUGGUGGCUGUUGAAGUUUUUUCGAUCUUGGCCUCUAGUGCUGGAUUGCUGGGUUGCAUCUUCCUCCCCAAAUUCUACAUUAUUGUACUGAAGCCUGAGAUGAACACCAGAGAUCAGCUUGUAAGGAAAAAGAAUUGUCGUAUCUGA
Messenger RNA from Rhineura floridana, 1752 nucleotides. RefSeq names its product vomeronasal type-2 receptor 26-like. Gene Ontology annotation, molecular function: G protein-coupled receptor activity. The record is from RefSeq and is a predicted model, not a curated record. The transcript has 4 exons. Gene Ontology annotation, biological process: G protein-coupled receptor signaling pathway. Bases 49 to 1752 code for a protein of 567 amino acids. Lineage: Eukaryota; Metazoa; Chordata; Lepidosauria; Squamata; Rhineuridae. Gene Ontology annotation, cellular component: membrane.